This is a messenger RNA of Clunio marinus, 192 nucleotides long. NCBI's taxonomy places the organism in Eukaryota, Metazoa, Arthropoda, Insecta, Diptera, Chironomidae. The record is from the annotation of a GenBank genome assembly.
AUGUCAUUAAUCAUUAAUUCAUAUUUCUCAUCCAUUCAGCAACAUAAUGCAGUAGAAACACUUUUCCUACGUGAUCAGAAUGUUAUUGAAGAAGACGAGAAAAACAAGUUGAGCUACUCAAUGUCACAUUAUUCACAAGACAUUUCGGUCUGUAGACAAACUUACGUAUCACUUGAUGCAUACCAAAGAUGA